Molecule: messenger RNA, 3894 nt
Organism: Thlaspi arvense
Lineage: Eukaryota; Viridiplantae; Streptophyta; Magnoliopsida; Brassicales; Brassicaceae
Source: the annotation of a GenBank genome assembly
AUGAGUAGCUUAGUGGAGAGGCUUCGUAUACGAUCAGACAGGAAACCAGUUUAUAACCUAGACGAUUCUGAUGAGGAUGACUUUGUACCUAAAAAGGAUAGGACACUAGAGCAAGUCGAAGCUAUUGUCAGAACAGACGCGAAAGAAAAUGCUUGUCAGGCUUGUGGGGAAAGUGCUAAUCUUGUAAGCUGCAAUACAUGUACCUAUGCUUUUCAUGGGAAAUGCUUAGUUCCGCCUCUGAAAGACUCUUCCGUGGAAAACUGGAGAUGCCCUGAAUGCGUUAGUCCUCUUAACGAGAUUGAUAAGAUAUUGGAAUGUGAAGUGCGUCCUACAAUAUUGACUGAACAAGGUUCCUCAGAUGCGGCACCAAAGCAAGUUUGUGUGAAACAGUAUCUCGUGAAGUGGAAGGGAUUGUCAUACCUUCACUGUUCUUGGGUGCCUGAGAAGGAGUUCGUGAAGGCUUAUAAGUCCAAUCAUCGUUUAAAAACCAGGGUGAACCACUUUCACCGUCAAAAGUCGGAAUCAGUCAAUCACAACGAAGAUGAUUUUGUUCCCAUUCGUCCUGAGUGGACCACUGUUGAUCGGAUUCUUGCAUACAGGGAAGAAGAUGGUGAGGAGCAAUAUCUUGUGAAAUAUAAAGAACUCCCUUACGAUGAGUGUUAUUGGGAGUCAGAAGCAGACAUCUCGACCUUUCAGAAUGAAAUCCAAAGAUUUAAAGAUAUAAAUUCUAGGACUCGGAGAGGUAAAGAUGUCGACCAUAGAAGAAAUCCCAAAGACUUUCAACAGUUUGAUCAUAGUCCUGAAUUCCUCAAAGGCUUGUUGCAUCCAUAUCAGCUUGAGGGACUUAAUUUUUUGCGGUUCUCAUGGUCAAAGCAGACACAUGUUAUCCUUGCUGAUGAAAUGGGGUUAGGCAAAACAAUUCAGAGUAUUGCCCUUUUAGCUUCACUUUUUGAGGAAAACCUCAUCCCACAUUUGGUGAUCGCUCCUCUCUCGACUCUGCGAAACUGGGAGAGAGAGUUUGCUGCAUGGGCUCCACAGAUGAAUGUGGUUAUGUAUUUUGGCACUUCGCCAGCUCGAGCUGUUAUUAGAGAACACGAGUUUUACUUUCCAAAAGGUCAUAAGAAGAUCAAGAAAAAGAAAUCUGGACAAAUCAGUAGUGAAAGCAAACAGAAAAGAAUCAAGUUUGAUGUCCUCCUCACAUCGUAUGAGAUGAUCAACUUAGACACAGCAGUUCUGAAACCAAUUAAGUGGGAGUGCAUGAUUGUUGAUGAAGGCCAUCGACUGAAAAAUAAGGAUUCAAAGCUGUUCUCUUCGUUGACACAGUAUUCCAGUAACCAUCGUAUCCUUCUGACAGGAACUCCACUUCAGUAUCACUUAGGUGGCCAAAUAUUACAUGUGACUAAUGAUUACGCGGUGGCUUUUCAGAACAACUUGGAUGAACUUUUCAUGCUCAUGCAUUUUCUUGACGCGGGGAAGUUUGCCAGUUUAGAGGAGUUCCAGGAGGAGUUCAAAGAUAUUAACCAAGAGGAGCAGAUUUCAAGACUCCACAAAAUGUUGGCUCCACAUUUGCUCAGAAGGGUGAAGAAAGAUGUAAUGAAAGACAUGCCCCCUAAAAAGGAGCUCAUUUUACGUGUUGACUUAAGCAGCCAGCAAAAAGAAUAUUACAAAGCAAUUUUUACCCGUAACUAUCAAAUAUUGACAAAAAAAGGAGGUGCUCAAAUUUCUCUUAAUAACAUAAUGAUGGAAUUACGAAAAGUUUGCUGCCACCCUUACAUGCUGGAAGGUGUUGAGCCAGUUAUUCAUGACGCACAUGAAGCUUUCAAUAAACUUGUGGAAUCUUGUGGAAAGCUGCAACUUUUAGACAAAAUGAUGGUCAAGCUGAAAGAGCAAGGACACAGGGUUCUCAUCUACACGCAGUUUCAGCACAUGCUUGAUUUACUUGAAGAUUACUGUUCCUAUAAGGAAUGGCUCUAUGAGCGAAUUGAUGGAAAGGUUGGCGGAGCUGAGCGGCAAAUACGCAUAGAUCGAUUUAAUGCCAAGAACUCUAACAGAUUUUGUUUUUUGCUCUCCACAAGAGCUGGUGGUUUAGGAAUAAAUCUUGCAACCGCUGAUACAGUCAUCAUUUAUGACAGUGACUGGAAUCCUCAUGCCGAUCUCCAAGCUAUGGCUAGAGCUCAUCGACUUGGCCAAACAAAUAAGGUGAUGAUUUACAGGCUCAUAAACCGAGGCACCAUCGAAGAAAGGAUGAUGCAAUUGACUAAGAAGAAGAUGGUUCUAGAGCAUCUUGUUGUCGGGAAAUUAAAAACACAGAACAUUAAUCAGGAAGAGUUGGAUGACAUCAUCAGAUAUGGUUCAAAGGAGCUUUUUGCUAGUGAAGAUGAUGAAGCAGGAAAGUCUGGAAAAAUUCAUUAUGAUGAUGCAGCAAUAGACAAGUUGCUUGAUCGUGAUAUUGUUGAUGCUGAGGAGAUCGCUGUGGAUGAUGAAGAGGAGAAUGGAUUCUUAAAGGCCUUCAAGGUGGCAAAUUUUGAGUAUAUUGAUGAAAAUGAGGCGGCGGCAUUAGAGGCGCAGAGAGUUGCUGCUGAAAGCAAAUCUUCAGCAGGAGAUAGGGCAAGUUAUUGGGAAGAGUUGUUAAAAGACAAAUUUGAAGUGCAGCAGGCUGAGGAACUUAAUUCUCUUGGAAAGAGGAAAAGAAAUCGCAAGCAGUUGGUAUCUGUUGAAGAAGAUGAUCUCGCUGGUUUGGAAGAUGUGAGCUCUGAUGGAGAUGAAAGUUACGAAGCAGAGUCAACGGAUGGUGAAGCACCGGGACAAGAUGGUGUGCCCAAGGAAGGACUUAGAAUUGAAGAUGUUCUAGUCAGAAUGGCUGUUCUGAUGCUAGUACAGGAGAAGGUGAAAUAUGUAGAAGAUCAUCCAGCGAAAUCUGUUUUCCCCAACGGCAUUCUUGAAAGAUUCCCAGGUCUGAGAAGUGGAAAAAUUUGGAAGGAGGAACAUGACAAGAUAAUGCUCCGUGCUGUUCUAAAGCAUGGGUACGGACGUUGGCAAGCCAUUGUUGAUGACAAAGAGUUAGGGAUCCAAGAGCUUAUCUGCAAAGAGUUGAACUUCCCUCACGUAAGUUUGUCUGCUGCUGAACAAGCUGGCUUGCAAGGGCAGAAUGGUAGUGGAAGCUCCAAUCCUGGAGCAGUGCAGAAUAGCCAGAAUCAUGGAAGCGUUAUCACGGGGAACAACAAUGCUAUAGCUGAUGGUCAAGUGAACUCAAUGUUCUACUACCGGGACAUGCAGAGAAGACUUGUUGAAUUUGUGAAAAAGCGAGUUCUGCUUCUGGAGAAGGCGUUGAAUUAUGAAUAUGCAGUGGAUCAUUGUGAACGUGGUGGCUCAUCAUCUCUACCUAGUGAAGAACCAGAAGCUGAAGUAAAGGUCACCGACACAGUGGGGGCAAGCUUUAUGGAGGUCGACGAUGAAAUGCUUGAUAGACUUCCUAAGACUGACCCCAUCACUUCAGAUGAAAUAAUGGCUGCUGCUGUUGACAACAACCAAGAACGAGUUGAAAUAGCUCAACAAUUUAACAAGAUGUGCGAAGAUGUAAAUGAGCACGCUCGUGAAUCAGUUGAAGCAUAUGUGAACAACCAAUCGUCUAAUAGCAAGAUGAGUGAGGGCUUACGUUCUCUCGAAUCUGUCAGUAACAACAUUACCAGGAUCCUCUCUGCGAAGUCACAUGAAGACACGAAGCCAGACCUAAACAAUGUUGAGAUGAAAGACUCGGUCGAAGAGGCUAAACCGGUAAGAGCCAGCGUCGAUCUGAAUGUGUUGGAGGGAGAGGAGAACAUUGAAGGAGCUAGUGGAAGUGUUGAUGAGAAAAUGGAAGAUGCCAAAGAAGAAGAUAAGGCCAGUGUCUUUUGA